UCUAGCUGCUGUCACUACGUUUGUUGGAGAAUUCUUGAGAUUUCACUUUGUCCUUCCAUGCUGUUUUCUCUGUCAUUCUGAUGUUUCUUUUUGUGAUUGAAUUCCAGAUGGUUCAACAGUGCUUCCAAAAUGAAUAUUUUGACAGUUUGCUGCAUGCUUGCAAACCGUGUCACCUUCGGUGUUCCAACACCCCUCCUCUACCCUGUCAGCGUUACUGUAAUGCAAGUAUGGCCACAUCAUUGAAAGGAACAAAUGCCAUUCUCUGGAUCUGCUUGGGCCUGAGCUUAAUAGUUUCUUUGGCACUUUUUGCGCUAAUGUUCUUAUUAAGGAAGAUGAGCUCUGAACCCCUAAAGGAUGGAUUUAAAAACACAGAAUCUGUUCUUCUGGAUGCAGCAGUUAAUGGUGACCUGGACGAUAACAGGACUGAUGGUAAAAUCAUUCUUCCGAGAAGCCUGGAGUACACAGUUGAAGAAUGUAUCUGUGAAGACUGUGUCAGGAGCAGACUAAAGGUUGAUUCUGACCAUUUCUUCCCACUCCCAGCCAUGGAGGAGGGUGCAACCAUUCUUGUCACCACAAAGACAAAUGACUACUGCAAGAGCUUGUCUGCUGCUUUGAGUGUCACAGGGAUGGAAAAAUCAAUUUCUAUUAAAUAAUUUAUCUUUUUGGCUGCUGUAGAGCUAC
Molecule: messenger RNA, 681 nt
Organism: Octodon degus (degu)
Lineage: Eukaryota; Metazoa; Chordata; Mammalia; Rodentia; Octodontidae
Gene: Tnfrsf17
Product: TNF receptor superfamily member 17
Exons: 3
Coding region: 81-653 (190 amino acids)
Biological process (GO): tumor necrosis factor-mediated signaling pathway
Molecular function (GO): signaling receptor activity
Source: RefSeq, a predicted model, not a curated record